Messenger RNA from Tinamus guttatus (white-throated tinamou), 876 nucleotides. It is a transcript of the gene COQ5, whose product is annotated as coenzyme Q5, methyltransferase. Gene Ontology annotation, biological process: ubiquinone biosynthetic process. Lineage: Eukaryota; Metazoa; Chordata; Aves; Tinamiformes; Tinamidae. The record is from RefSeq and is a predicted model, not a curated record. Gene Ontology annotation, molecular function: 2-methoxy-6-polyprenyl-1,4-benzoquinol methyltransferase activity.
GUUUCGGAGGAGGAGAAGGGGGAGAAAGUUUACCAGGUGUUUGAAAACGUGGCCCAGAAAUACGACAUAAUGAACGACUCGAUGAGUCUAGGCAUUCACCGACUGUGGAAGGAUGUUCUCCUGCAUAAAAUGAACCCUUCCCCAGGAACCCUGCUUCUUGAUGUUGCUGGAGGGACAGGUGACAUUGCCUUUCGAUUUAUUAACUAUGUUAAUUCCGUGCGAGAGCGCCAGCUACGACGGAAGCUCAAGAACCAUCAGAAUUUAUCGUGGCAAGAAAUUGCUGACAGUUACCAGGAAGAGGCAGUUAAGCCUUUUGGGGAUUCCCAAGUGGUGGUCUGCGACAUUAACAAGGAAAUGUUAAAAGUUGGGAGACAGAAAGCACAGCGUCUUGGCUACUCUGAAGGUUUGUCCUGGGUGGUUGGGAAUGCUGAAGAGCUGCCCUUUGGUGAUGAGAAGUUUGAUGUUUACACAAUUGCCUUUGGAAUCCGAAAUGUAACUCAUAUUGAUUUGGCACUUCAGGAGGCUUAUCGAGUGCUGAAACCAGGAGGGAGAUUUCUCUGCCUCGAAUUUAGUCAAGUCAACAACCCUCUCCUUUCCAGGCUCUACGAUCUAUACAGUUUCCAGAUUAUUCCGGUUCUGGGUGAGGUUAUUGCUGGUGACUGGAAGUCCUACCAGUAUCUUGUGGAGAGCAUCCGGCGUUUCCCCCCUCAGGAGGAGUUCAAGGCAAUGAUAGAAGAUGCAGGGUUUUUAAAAGUGGAUUAUCAGAAUUUGACAUCAGGCAUUGUUGCUAUUCACUCAGGUUUCAAACUGUGAGCCUGCUUUUGAGCAAAGCACAGGAACUCUUAUUUAUUUAUUUUUUCCUGAGGAGUCUAAAAG